This is a messenger RNA of Erigeron canadensis, 3010 nucleotides long. RefSeq names its product protein unc-13 homolog. The transcript is spliced from 6 exons. NCBI's taxonomy places the organism in Eukaryota, Viridiplantae, Streptophyta, Magnoliopsida, Asterales, Asteraceae. The record is from RefSeq and is a predicted model, not a curated record. The coding region runs from base 1 to 2988 and encodes 995 amino acids.
AUGCCCAAACCACCCGAUGAUGAUGAUGAUGAUGUUUGUUGCCCAUUCGGAAGCCUCCAAGGGGGGCUCGACUUGGAUGAUAUCCGUGUGACCGCUUAUGAGAUAUUCUUCACCUCAUGCAGGUCCUCCCCGGGUUUCGGUGGGCGUAACGCCCUUCAGUUUUACUCUGCAUCGUUAUUGAACAAUGCCGCCGCCGCUGCUGAUCAUGCUAGUACUAGUAAUAACGGCGGUGAUAAUGAACCACCACCCGGAAGCCGUAUCAAGAGGGCCCUUGGUUUGAAGAUGCUUAAACAACGUUCUCGAAGGAGCAACUCAUGCGGAUCCAACCCUUUAUCUCCCGGUGGGCCCAAUUAUGGCAUCGGGUUUUCGACAGUACCAGGGGGGAGGUCCAGGAGACCAUUGACUUGUGCUGAAAUUAUGAGACAACAGAUGAUGGUCUCUGAGGCUAGCGAUAACAGGCUUCGAAAGACCCUCAUGAGGACCCUCGUUGGCCAAAUGGGGAGACGUGCAGAGACCAUCAUUCUCCCGUUAGAGCUCCUUCGCCACCUAAAACCAUCUGAGUUCAAUAAUUCAAACGAGUAUCACACCUGGCAAAGGCGUCAACUCAGAAUCCUUGAGGCCGGGCUCCUCCAUUACCCCUCAAACCCCUUGGACAAAGACGACGACAACUUUGCGACGUGCCUUCGAGAAAUCAUCCAGGGCAGCGAUCUUAAACCCAUCGAUACAGGAAAAAACUCCGAGACCAUGAGGACCAUAUGUAAUUGUGUAGUUUCAUUAUCAUGGAGGAGCGUGGAUGGUUCCCCUACUGACGUAUGUCACUGGGCUGAUGGUUUCCCUUUUAAUGUCAAGCUCUACGUCUCCCUGCUGCGCUCCGUCUUUGAUUUGAAAGACGGGACCAGCGUGCUUGACGAGGUAGAUGAACUGGUGGAGCUAAUGAAGAAAACAUGGACCACGUUGGGGUUUAACAAACCCAUGCAUGACUUGUGUUUCACGUGGGUACUUUUUGAACAAUACGUUAUGACGGGACAAGUGGACAACGAUCUUCUCAGUGCCUCUUUUACCAUGCUGACCCAAGUGGCCAACGAUGCCAAGAAAGUUGAGGAUAGACGACCCAUGUAUGUAAAGAUGUUGUCGUCUGUCUUGACUUCGGUUACCAUCUGGUGUGAGAAGCGACUGAUGGAUUACCAUCAAAGUUUCAACAAAGCGACUAUUGGAGUCAUGGAACACAUUCUUCCUCUGGUUUUCUCGGCUACCAGAAUCUUGGAAGAAGCUGCCGCAACAGAGAAAGGCGACAUCACUUCAGAUUCUGCUGCAGGGAACAAGGUUGACCAAUAUACAAGAUCCUCCUUAAAGAAUGCUUUCACCAAGAUGGUAGCAAACGGGCGGAACUUGAUAAGCAAAACAAUGCCAUUCCAACAAGUGUGUGAAACGCUGAUUCAACUGGCAAAUGAAACAGAGGAAUUAGCCUUCAAGGAAAAGAAAACUUUUAGCGUGGUUUUAAAGAGAUGGCAUCCUAUAUCAGCUGGAGUUGCGUCAGUGACGCUACACUCAUGCUAUGGUGCCUUGUUGAAGCAUUUCUUAACAUGCAAUUCUGACAUUAACAAUGACAUACUUACAGUCUUGCAGAGGGCUGACAAGCUUGAAAAGGUGUUAGUUAACAUGGUGGUUGAAGACUCUGUGGAAUGCGAGGAUGGGGGCAAGACAGUCAUCAGGGAGAUGGUUCCGUAUGAAGUCGAUUCUAUUAUCCUUAGAUUUUUGUCAAAAUCAAUCACCGGGAGGCUCAAGAGAAUCAAAGAUGUUCUUCACAAAGCUAAAGAAACUGAAACAUGGAAUCCCAAGUCAAAAACUGAACCGUACGCACAAUCAUCAGUUGAGCUAAUGAAGCAGGCUAGAGAACUAGUUAUUUCCUUCUUUGAUAUUCCAAUAGCUAUUUCUGAAGAUUUGGUUCACGACUUUGCCGAUGGCAUUGAGAAGAUUCUCCGAGAUUAUGCUACAUUUGUUGCAUCAUGCGGUUCAAAACAAAAUUAUAUUCCUACGCUGCCUCCCCUGACUAGAUGCAGUCGAGGCUCGAAAUUCAUCAAACUCUGGAAAAAGGCAACUCCUUGUGCAGUAGCAGGGAUGAGUCCGUAUCAUUUGGGAUUGGAGGAAGAAGCAAACCAUACACGCCCUUCAACUAGUCGUGGAACACAACGUCUUUACAUCCGCCUUAACACGUUGCACUACAUUAUUUCCCAGCUCAACUCUGUUGACAAGUGUCUUUCACAUCCCUCAAAUAAAAUUGUUCCUUCCCAGAAAAACCGUCAUACCAGCAACCGACGCUUUGAGCAUACUCGAUCCGCAAUCAUGGCUGCCACGGAACAUGUGUCGGAGGUUGCAGCCUAUCGCCUGAUAUUCCUAGAUUCAAACUCGGUUCUAUAUGGGAGCCUGUACAUAGGCCAUGUGGUGAAUGCCAGGAUCAGCCCUGCGCUUAAGGUUCUGAAGCAGAAUUUGACUCUUUUGUGUGCUAUCGUGACAGAUCGUGCUCAAGGUUUGGCAGUAAAAGAAGUGAUGAAGGCUUCUUUCGAAGCCUACCUUAUGGUUCUAAUAGCCGGAGGAAGCGGGAGAAGUUUCACGAGAGCGGAUCACGAAAUGAUUGAAGAUGAUUUGAAGCAUUUGAAGCGAGUGUUUGCAACUUGUGGAGAAGGCGGCGGCGUAGAGGAAGAGGUGGUAGAAAAAGAGGCCGAGACGGUGGAAGGGGUGGUGGGGUUAAUGGGCAAGUCAACGGAGCAAUUGGUGGAGGACUUCACAGUGGUGGCUUGUGAAGCUAGUGGUAUUAUGGGAUCAUCAUCAGGAGGAGUAGGAGGGCAUCAAACACUACCUAUGCCUCCCACCACCGGAAGGUGGAGCUGCAGUGAUCCCAAUACCAUGUUGCGAGUUUUGUGCCAUAGAAAAGAUCGUGUCGCAAACCAAUUUUUGAAGAGAACUUUCCAUCUAGCCAAGAGAGCCUAAUUUUGGAUGCUGCUGCUGGACA